GUUGAGCGCUGAGAUAAGGAACCUGCGCAGUUUGCCUCGCACCAGAGACGAUGUUCUCCUCCUGGUUUGGAUAAAGACUUGAAAACAACCAACCUGCCUUUCAAAAUGACUUCCAGAGGAAAACCUUUGACAGCUGCAUCUCUGUUGAUACUUUUGAUGAAAGUCUUCAGUGGAAGCAGUCUGACCUGUCAUCCAGCAGAGUAUCAGAUAGGGAAUGAAUGCUGUCCCAUGUGUCCACCUGGAAGUCGUGUUGAAACCGAUUGUACAGAGUUCAGAAAUACUACCUGUCUGCCCUGCUUAUAUGGAAGCUUCAUGAAUCAACCUGCUGGACUUAAACAAUGUUUUCCCUGCACAAACUGUGACGCAGGUUCUAAUCUGAAGAUAAAGACUUCAUGUACAUCAACAUCAGAUACAGUUUGUGAACCACUGGAAGGAUUCUACUGUAUAGACGUCAAAGACAAAGGCUGUAUGGCAGCACAGAGACACAGACACUGUGAACCAGGACAAUACAUCAGUAAAAAAGGAACAGCCUCCACAGACACUGAGUGCUCUGACUGCACUGAUGGAACAUUUUCAAAUGGGACAUUUACAUCUUGUCAGCCACACACACAAUGUGAAUCAAUAAACCUUCAGCUGAUCAGACCAGGAACUGCUUCAGAUGAUGCUCAAUGUGGAGAACACAGUUCAAACACGACAGUGACUGUGAUCAGUGUUGUAGUGCCUUUGUUAUUAAUAGCAGCUGUAGUCGUAUUCAUAUUCAUAAAGAAAAAAUGUCUAACAGGCCAUUUCAGCAAAAAGAAUGAGAACAGUCCCCCAGAGGUUCACCAACCUGAAGAAGCAAGAGAAAUGGUUGAACAUCAACAGCAGUAGAGGUGAUGACAGUGACCAGCAGCAGGUGAGACAGCAGUGAAUUCUUCCUUGAAGUUUUCAUUGACUGAGCUGACAUCAUGGUCAGAGAUGGAUUCAUCCAGAGGGAGCUCUGAGUAGAGCUGCUCAUCUUUCACAUUGAAAGGAACCAGUUGAGGUGGUUCAGACAUCUGAUCAGGACGACUCUCUGCUGCCUUCCUUUGGAGAUUUUCCAGCCACGUCCAACUGGUAGGAGACCCUGAGGUAGACCCAGAACUUUCUGGAUGGAUUACAGAUCCCAUACACUGCUACCUGACCCCAGAUCAGCAGAAGAGGAUGAGGACAGUGUCCUUUACUGCAGCAUGAUGGGACAUCGCUGCCAUCAGAGGACCAGUGAGGAACAUUAUAAUAAUCCUUCACAGUGGACAUUUUAAUUUGGGAAGGAUGAUGAACACAGUAUAUUUACUCACACUUGAGUUCAAGUUGUGUUUGUGAGUUAUGAAAUAUCAGUAACAAUAUGUUGUAUGAAUGCUGCAGGCUGACUGUCAGGUGUAAAUCAACUGGAAUCUAAUGAUCCCUGUAGAUGAUUCAAACAUUAAUAUGUUAAUAAUGUUCCAGUGUUUGUGCUGCACAGGUCCUUUGGACAAUUCUGUUGAAAUGACAGGAGCAACAGCUGAGAGUUAAACUGCAGCUUUCUAAAUGUGAGUUCACUGGUGAGGAACACGAUACAACAACAUGUCAUUUAAAGGUUUUAGUAGAGAAGGAGGUGUUGGAUGCUGAGGACAGAUGAGUGGAUGUGUAGGGCCGUAGUGAAGGAUGUCAUCUGUUAGACUGGUCUGGGAGGACAUACUGAAGAGGGGGUGGAGGCAGACUGACUGUGGGGGUUCCAUCAUGACGUGACUCCACUCUGAUCACAGGAACUCAGUCGUGGGAGAAGAACGCAGCAGAAUAGGGAGGGAUGAGGGAAGGAGGGACAAUGUGUAGAUUUGACAGGUGUUAGAGGUGGAGUUGAGGUGUGGCUCUGCUCCUUAAGGUAACUAGUUAAAUUCAUUUAGAGUGAAGGGUCCUGGGAGGUAUGACACAGCUGUAAGUUGUUUUCUGUUUGAAAUAGUGAUGUGUAGUUUGAAACAGUGUAGUCUAACUCUGGGACAUUUCCUGCAGACAUGUUGGAUUAAAACAAAAUGAGUCCUGGUCAAUGUUAAUUGGCUUCAACAUAAUCCACAGUGGAAGUGAAGGUUUAAAUAAUCAACUCAGCACAGACAGAAGAUGGACUUGUGUAAUAAUGGACUGGAGACCAAAUUCAAAUGAAUACAAAGUAGAUGGAUGUGUGGAAUGUAUUAAAUUAGUGACCAAUCAGAAAGAAGACAGGUGUUUGUUUCAUCAGGUUCAUGAAAAGACACAAAGACUUCUAUCAGUCUGAUGAAGCUCUGAGCAAAACACACAGCUGAUGUCAGUGCUAUCAAAGAACAUUUGUUUUUAUGGGCUGAAUGUGUUGAAUGUACUGAAUGUGCUUUAUUUUUCAUGUUGCAGUUUCUUGUUCCUCCAGCUCUGCUCAUGCUGUAAAUGAAGCUUUUUCUCUUUUUAA
Messenger RNA from Lates calcarifer (barramundi perch), 2431 nucleotides. RefSeq names its product tumor necrosis factor receptor superfamily member 14. The record is from RefSeq and is a predicted model, not a curated record. Gene Ontology annotation, molecular function: protein binding; transmembrane signaling receptor activity. Gene Ontology annotation, cellular component: membrane; external side of plasma membrane. Gene Ontology annotation, biological process: positive regulation of cytokine production involved in immune response; positive regulation of T cell migration; apoptotic process. NCBI's taxonomy places the organism in Eukaryota, Metazoa, Chordata, Actinopteri, Centropomidae. Bases 106 to 870 code for a protein of 254 amino acids. The transcript is spliced from 9 exons.